GUGUCGGAGGGGCUGAGCUCACAGGAGCCACUCAGCUUCUUCUCCUACUUUCCACCAUAAGACCAGCAACCAGGAUGCUGCUUCAGGGAAGACGCUCCGCUGCACUUUGUGCGGGACUUUGCUACCUUUUGAACGCACCUUUAUUGCUGGGCUUUAACCUGGACACCAGCCAUGUGAUCAGGAAGGACGGACAGCCCGGGAGUCUGUUUGGCUUCUCUCUUGCCAUGCACCGGCAGCUGAAUCCGGACAAACGAAUGUUGUUGAUCGGUGCCCCCAGAGCCAGAGCUUUGGGCAAACAGACGGCCAAUAUCACCGGAGGACUUUAUAAAUGCGACAUCAGCCACUCCCCUGAUUGUCAGCGCAUUUUAUUUGACAGUGAAGAGGACAUCCGAGUUGAGAACAAGGAGAACCAGUGGAUGGGGGUGACGGUCCAGAGUCAGGGACCUGGGGGAAAGAUUGUGACGUGCGCUCAUCGCUACCAGAGGCGCAUGUUUGUGAACACGCCCCAGGAGGCCCGUGACAUCACGGGUCGCUGCUAUGUGCUGAGCCAGGACCUGACCAUCGACGAUUCGUCUGACGAGGACGGCGGCAACUGGAACUUCUGCGAGGGCCGGGCCAGAGGCCACGAGAUGUUUGGGUCGUGUCAGCAGGGUCUGGCGGCCACGUUCACCAAAGACUACCACUACUUGGUGUUUGGAGCCCCUGGGGCGUACAACUGGAAAGGCAUCGUGCGCGUGGAGCAAAAAAACGACACCCUGUUGGAGAUGGGAGUGUACGAUGAUGGCCCUUAUGAAGUUGGCGAUGAGCACGCCUUGAACCCGGAGCUUGUACCCGUGCCUGCUAACAGCUACCUGGGAUUCUCCCUGGACUCGGGUCACAGCAUCACCAGGAGGCGUGGCCUAACAGUGGUGGCUGGAGCACCACGAGCCAAUCACAGCGGAGCCGUGCUUCUGCUGAGAAAAGAGAACGAAGCCUCGGCCCGACUGGCGGUGGAGCACACGUUGUACGGGCCCGGGCUGGCGUCCUCUUUCGGAUACGACGUGACCGUGGUGGACCUGAACGGGGACGGAUGGCAGGACAUCGUGGUGGGAGCGCCCCAGUUCUACAUGAAGGACAGGGACGUUGGGGGUGCUGUUUAUGUCUACAUGAACCAGGCCGGACGAUGGGGAGGGGUCACUCCUCUUCGUUUAAACGGGACCAGAGACUCCAUGUUUGGCUUGGCAGUGGAAAACAUUGGAGAUGUCAAUCAAGACUCUUACGAAGACAUUGCCGUUGGAGCGCCCUAUGAUGACGGCGGCGCAGGACAGGUCUACGUUUACCACGGCACUGCACGGGGAAUCAUCACCAGCCCGGCUCAGAUUAUUUCUGGCAAAGAACACAAUAUUGGACUUUUUGGUUAUUCCCUGGCAGGGAACAUGGACCUGGACAGUAACUCCUAUCCUGACCUGGCUGUGGGCUCGCUGUCAGACUCAGCUCUCAUUUACAGGGCAAGACCAGUCGUUAGCAUCCACCGAAAUGUGAAAAUAUCCCCACGGGAGAUUGAUCUGACAAGGAAAAACUGUGGAAACAACAUUUGCUUCACUGUAGACGCUUGCUUCAGCUACAAAGCAAACCCAGCAACUUACAACCCAAAACUAACUAUCAGCUUUUCUGUGGAGGCGGAUGGAGAUCGCAGGAAACAAGGCUUGCUGUCCAGGGCGGUGUUCUUGAACAAAUCCCACUCCGAAACAGAACAUCACUUUAACGGUACCUUGGACCUGCGAGGGCAGAAACAGGAAACGUGCAUCAAGAUAAAAGCCAAGUUAAAGGACAAUAUCAAGGACAAGAUGCGGAGCAUUCCCAUCGAGGUGUCAGCACAAAUAGUAGGUACCAAGCGUCACAAGACAAAGAACGGCCUCCCCCAGCUGAUGCCCAUUUUAGAUUCCUCUCAGCCGACUAAAGGAAUCAUUCAGUUGAAUUUUGUAAAGGAAGGCUGUGGAAGCGAUCACGUUUGUCGCAGCAACAUGAGGAUGGACUACAAGUUUCUGUACAAGCAAAGCAACCAAGACAUUUACACACCAUUGCCCAUCAGGAACAACGUGCCCGUGUUUCACCUCAAUUAUGAGAGGAAGGACUUGGCUCUGUGGCUGAGCAUCAGCAACGUCAACGGCGACGACGCCUACGAGGCCAAGCUGACGGGCUCCUUUCCCGACACGCUGUCCUACUCGGGAGUCCGCUCACAUCGCAACACGAUGGACAAGCAGAUCAUCUGUGUCGCCAAUCAAAAUGGCUCCCAAGCCGACUGCGAGCUCGGUAACCCGUUUAAGCGGGACUCCCAGGUGACGUUUUACAUCAUCCUGAGCACCUUGGCGGUGACUCUGGACACCACAGAGAUUAACAUCGACCUGCAGCUCCAAACAACCAGCGUACAAGAACGCCUGGCCCGCGUGAGAGUCAAAGCCAAAGUGAUGAUUGAGCUGCCGUUGUCCAUCACUGGAGAAGCCAGUCCUCAUCGUGUUUCAUUCGGAGGAGUCGUGAGAGGAGAGAGCGCCAUGAAGACGGAAGAAGACAUCGGCAGUUUGGUCAAUUAUACCUUUAGAAUUAACAACUUGUGGGAAACUUCUGUCAAAUCGUCCCUGCACAUCCAGUGGCCCAAAUCCACCAAAAAUGGCAAAUGGCUUUUAUACUUGGCGAAUAUGAACGCCAAGGAAGGUUCACAUGAUGUCCUUUGCACGCCGCAGUCCGAGAUCAAUCCUCUCAAACACAUCCAGGAGAUGUCAGUAUCCCGGACAAAGCGGCAACUUGGACAGAAGAAAACAGCGAGGUCAUUGUCAGACAAAAACAGGAUUUUGGCAUGUGGGAAGGACUUGCAAUGUGUGGUGUUGCAGUGCCCCCUGCAGGGCCUUGAUGGCACCACAGUGGAACUCAGAGCUCGUCUAUGGAACGCCACCUUUCUGGAGGAUUACACCUCCCUGUCGUCGGUGGACAUUAUCGUGAGGGCUUCACUCAUGCUGCACACUCAGGCCACAAAUAUGAUCCUCACGACCCCCAACACUGAAGUGACGCUGACGGUGUUCCCAGAGAGUACGGUGGCACAGUAUGGCGGCGUGCCGUGGUGGAUCAUCGUGGUGGCUGUUCUUGCAGGCAUCUUGAUCUUGGCAUUGUUGGUGUUUCUACUGUGGAAGUGUGGAUUCUUCAAACGCUCCAAGCAAGACGACACGGUUCCUCAGUACCACGCCGUGCGGAUCCGGAAGGAAUCUCCUCAGCGUGAAGACGGCAAAGUCAAGCUGGAUCCUUUUGAGAAGAAGCAGUGGACGACCACGUGGGUCGACAAUGAAAGCUACUCAUGAAUCUUUUUUUUUUCUUCUUUCUCAAACUUCUGAUCGACUUAUUUGUCUUCAAACUACCGGACACUUCAUUAGGUACACGUUGCUACGCCACAAUUGUCACUUUACAAAGACUAUUACUUACAGAGGCUCCGUAUUGGCUUUCUUCCCCAUACACUGAUAUUGUCCAGCACGCCAUUACUGAUACCGACACACAUGAUGCAUUUCACAAGUAAACACUGUUUGGACAAACUAAGCAUUUUCAGUCGACAACAUAGUUAUUGAAAACCAUUGUGAGCAAUUUUCAACUAACGCGCCCGACUAUCAACUGCAGCGAUGCAAAUCGGAAAGAUGCACGUUUCUAUGUGGCACAUAUAAAAGCGAAGUGUGAGACAACAAUCAAUGAAUUUAUAAACACGGCUCAUUCAGUUGCUUCCUAUUUUGCUGCAUGAACGCCUCGUGACUCUGAGUGAUUCUUCCUGUGAUGUGAUAUUGGAUUAUACCGAUAUGAUCCGAUAUCUCAUUUUUAUGCCAUCAGACAUGCCUAGUAGCAGUUUCUUUGUAAAUGCAGAAAUUGUUGUGAAGAUCGUGCAGGAGUCCAAGCCAGUAAAAGCAAAAAGAAACGUAUUUUUAUAUUUUUAUUCUUGCGCUCACCAGCAGUUGUUAGUCCUCUACACUGUAUAGAUGAUUUUUUUUUACAUGCUUUUGUAACUUUUGUAUAUAUUUCUGCACAUUGUGUAUUUAUUUUUGCAUAAAAGGAGCCAAAGAUGCUCAUUGUUUUGUCUACACUGGAGGAAGGCGCAUUUCAAAGUGAGCUACUGAUGUGUUGCAGGGGUACCGCCUCGUCGAAACCCUGCAGAAUUUGAGUUUUUUUGUAUGAAUGUACUUUUUUUUUUUUUUUUAGGAUUUUUGUGCUUUUUCAAUAACGUCUGCGGUGACUGUGAAAGCGCUCGCUCAAGAUGCAAUCAGAUGUUUUUGUUUUGUAAUUGUUACCCUAGUCUUGUCACUGACGGAAUUCUUCCCUUUGCGAGGAAACGUUAUGAUGGAUGCAGCGUUACAUUUUCAGCUGGAAUAAAAAAUAUUUUUCAACAUUGAAACUACUGUGAUGUUUUUUUAAUUUGAUUUUUCUUUAUAGUGUUGCAAUUAAUUUUGUGUUGCACUAAUUCACUCUGAAGACUACACGUUGUACUGUAGUACUAGGUUGGGAUGGGUACCUCUCACUUUUGAACCCACACGGGACUGAUGCUUGGCACCUGGGAAUCUGUAUUUUCUGUACUCCUGCGUGUGUUUAUGGCAUAAUAAAGGUUUAUUUGUUUAAUAAUAAAAUCUCGAAAUGUUUCAAU
Dunckerocampus dactyliophorus (ringed pipefish) is the source of this 4648-nucleotide messenger RNA. RefSeq names its product integrin, alpha 6a (gene itga6a). The record is from RefSeq and is a predicted model, not a curated record. The transcript has 25 exons. Gene Ontology annotation, cellular component: integrin complex; external side of plasma membrane. The coding region runs from base 75 to 3329 and encodes 1084 amino acids. Gene Ontology annotation, molecular function: integrin binding. Gene Ontology annotation, biological process: cell-matrix adhesion; cell adhesion mediated by integrin; integrin-mediated signaling pathway. NCBI's taxonomy places the organism in Eukaryota, Metazoa, Chordata, Actinopteri, Syngnathiformes, Syngnathidae.